CGGCGCUAUACCUUUCUCACGAUCUCACCCCCACACCAACACUCCCAGUCAACCCCAGUCGGCGACUCCCUCUUCUCUGACCACCACCGUAAACUGCUUGUCAGAGAUCACUCGCUUCUCUACCUCGCGUUCGUCCUGUCUUCAUCGCUUUCCUCCACUCUUUGCCCCGUUGGUUCUGCGGUUCAGACAUUCAGCCACCGUGGUUCCGUCGCCGUUCGCACCGCUUCGCCGUCCUUUGUUCUGGGCUUCUCACCGCGUCGCCGUCAUCCGUUCUCACUGCAUCGCCGUCAUCAGUUCUUGCUGCCUUGCCGUCAUCUGUUCUCGUCAACGUUCCGUCCUCCAUUCUCGCCGCCUUACCGUCCUCCAUUCCCGCCGGUUCGCCGUCUGCCGUUCAGCAUCUGGUUGACUGGUUUUGCCUGGAGUGUUGUUCAGCGUUUUGCUUCACUUUUUGUUGCUUUGUAUCUGCGUGUUGAUUCUGCCGCUCAGCCGCUGCUGCCACCACCCCACCCCUCAAUCAUGACGGCGGCGUCUAAUUCCACAGCCACUCAAGUGGAUUCCCUGGAAAAUUAGGUUUUAAAUCAAUAAUCAAUAAUCUGAAUCUGUGAUCAAUCACUGAGGAUGGUGCUGGUGUUGGCUCUUGGGGAUUUACACAUACCACAUAGGGCUCCUGAUCUCCCUGCUAAGUUCAAAUCCAUGCUUGUUCCUGGCAAGAUCCAACACAUUAUUUGUACAGGGAACCUUUCUAUCAAGGAAGUUCAUGACUACUUAAAGACUCUUUGUCCAGACUUGCAUAUAACUCGUGGCGAGUAUGACGAAGAUACAAGAUAUCCAGAGACCAAAACACUGACCAUUGGUCAGUUUAAGCUGGGACUAUGCCAUGGUCAUCAGGUUAUUCCCUGGGGAGACCUAGACUCACUUGCAAUGCUACAGAGGCAGCUAGAUGUAGACAUCCUUGUCACAGGUCACACACACCAGUUUACCGCAUACAAACACGAAGGCGGUGUGGUUAUAAAUCCUGGUUCUGCAACAGGCGCCCAUAGCAGCAUCACUUAUGAUGUGAAUCCGAGUUUUGUCCUCAUGGACAUUGAUGGCCUGCGUGUUGUGGUAUACGUAUAUGAACUUAUCGAUGGAGAGGUUAAGGUUGACAAGAUUGACUUUAAGAAAACAGCCUCCAUCCACACUGCCCAUUAGGCACUUGUAUCUUGGUCUUGAUCUCCCUGUAUCGUUUUAAAUUUGGUGUUUUUAGUGGUUUUUCUUUCAUCCCUUUUUUCACUUUGUAAAGGGUAUUCUGCUUUAGUUUUAUUCUGUUUUGGUGACUGUAAAAACCUUAUUAUAAACUACACCGAAAAAGAAGUCUCGGACUUUCGGUAUUCUUAGAAUUUGAUUAACUUGUCA
Molecule: messenger RNA, 1395 nt
Organism: Arachis duranensis
Lineage: Eukaryota; Viridiplantae; Streptophyta; Magnoliopsida; Fabales; Fabaceae
Product: vacuolar protein sorting-associated protein 29
Exons: 5
Coding region: 619-1191 (190 amino acids)
Biological process (GO): intracellular protein transport; retrograde transport, endosome to Golgi
Cellular component (GO): retromer complex; endosome
Source: RefSeq, a predicted model, not a curated record